AUGGCACAAGAUGCCGAAGACGGUCCAGAUUUCCUCGAUGUAGAACAAAAUGGGUGGGAUUUAAAUUCACCCCCUUACAACAACAAUACAAGUCGACCUCCAAUGAAUCAAGACGAAUUCGAUAAACGUUUCUGUUACCGGACUCCUCGAAGCUCAAAUAUUUUAAAAGAGCGGGCUUCAGCUUUGUUGCGAUAUUAUUAUAGACCUUGUUUGUCUACUAGAAGCUUAACAAUUUUCUUUUUAAACUUCUUCCCAAUUUUACAAUGGUUACCAAACUAUGAAUGGAAAAAUUGGUUUGCUUCGGAUAUUAUUGGGGGAAUUGUAACGGGUGUUAUGCACGUACCUCAGGGAAUAGCCUAUGCCCAAUUAGCUGGGGUUGAUGCUGUUGUUGGUUUAUACACUUCAUUCUUCCCUCCUUUAAUCUACAUGUUUUUUGGUACUUCUAGGCACAAUUCUAUCGGUAAAAUAAAUACUGUAAAUGCUCUAAAGAAAGCACAUGUGCUUCUAUUUUUCAAUCCUCUCGUAGGAUGUGCUUCUAUUAGAGACUGCUCUUCAAUUAGAGCUUUUACGACUUCCCCUCUUUCCCCUAUAAUUGUUUCUUCAACACUAGCUUGCUGCAUUGGUCUAGUUACUUUAGCAAUGGGGAUUUUAAGGCUUGAUAUGAUUAGCACUUAUUUUUCUGAUCAAGUAGUUGCUGGUUUCACUACGGGUGCUUCUGUUCACGUUUUUGCUGCUCAACUAAAAUUUAUUUUUGGACUUUCUAGGUUACCGGCGAGGUCUGGGGCUGGGAAUUUAAUUAUGUUUUUAAAUCCUUUGCUAAAGAAGAAUUUUAAAUUAAAUGUUCCCAUCCCCUUUGAAUUAUUUUUAAUGGUCCUCGGCACUUUUUUGUCCUUUUUAUUUCAUGGACAUUCCAAAUUUGGACUGGAAAUUGUUGAUCAUAUCCCUGCAGGAAUUCCAACUCCGAUAUUGCCUGAUUUAACGUUGUUGCCUGAAUUGCUUCCGGAUGCGAUUGCUAUUGCUGCUGUGGUUAUGGCCGUUCAUAUUUCCUUAGCAAAAAUCAUUGCAAAAAAGAAGUGUUAUCGUGUUGAUCCUGGACAAGAGCUUUUUGCCCUCGGAUUUUCCUCAACCCUUUCUUCCUUCUUCCCAGUCUAUCCCGUCUCUUGUUCACUCGGUAGAACUUUGGUUAAUGUCGAAGCUAACACAAAAACUCAGCUUUCCACAAUUUUUUCUUGUACUUUUUUGGCUGCCUGUAUUCUUUCUUCAAUUAUUAUCGUUGCACUUAAAGGCAUUUUUCGCAAGAUUGCCGACUUGCGAAGACUUUGGCCUCUUUCUCGAAUUGAUUUUUCAAUUUGGCUAGUUAGUUUUGUUUCGACUGUAUGUUGGGAUGUUAGUCAAGGAUUGGUUAUUUCUAUUGUUUUCCGUACCCAAUGGCCUCGUUGGCAUUUUUUGGCAAAUCUUUCCGGUACAAACGAUUUUCGAGAUGCAGAACGAUACGAGCUUAUACACACUUUUCCUGGAAUUUGUAUUUUUCGAUUUGAUUCGCCUCUACUUUUUACAAAUGUUGACAAUUUUAAAGAAACAAUUCACAAAGCUUUUCAACGUUGGAAACGUUAUCAGGGAGCUCAACUUGGAUUGCAUGUUGUGGGGAGUACUUUAAGGUUAAGACAAACAACUUCAACUCCUUCACUUCAAAUAUUUACAAAACUGGGUUCAAAUGGAAUUGUUGUCCCCGCUAAUUUGUCACCUAAAUCAAACUUGCAGCGAAAACGGGAUGAUGAUGAACAUAACCGUAAAUUUUUAAUUAUUGUAGUUUCCGGAAAUGUUAUUUCUGGAAUUUAUGUAUUAAUUUCGGAAUGUAGUUUCCGGAAUUGUUCCUUUGACAGUCCCCAACAUUUACAUUUUAUAGUAGAUUGUUCUGGUUUUACUUUUGUUGAUUGUAUGGGGGUUAAUGCUUUGAAGGAGAUUUUUACUGAAAUGCGUCAACAACGUGUUAGAGUAUAUUUUGCAGCGGCUAAAGCCCCAGUUCGCGAUUUAUUCGAAAAAUGCGGAUUUUAUGAAUAUGUCCCAAAACGCAAUUUUUACCCAACAAUUAGAGAUGCUGUUGCUAUUGCUAGAAUGAGAAGGAACGCUUCUUCACAAAAUUUAUUGGACGAAUCAGUUAUUCAUCGUGUAUAUGAUGAAAUUGAAACAAUGCAGAUAACACAACCAGAACAAUAA
Molecule: messenger RNA, 2217 nt
Organism: Meloidogyne enterolobii
Lineage: Eukaryota; Metazoa; Nematoda; Chromadorea; Rhabditida; Meloidogynidae
Source: the annotation of a GenBank genome assembly